This is a messenger RNA of Python bivittatus (Burmese python), 2576 nucleotides long. The record is from RefSeq and is a predicted model, not a curated record. Lineage: Eukaryota; Metazoa; Chordata; Lepidosauria; Squamata; Pythonidae.
AAGUUAUUGUGCAAUAUGGUAUAUCCUUUUUCUCAGAUUACAAGUGCAUUUGACAUGGAAGCAGUUACCUUCAAGAAACUAGUGAAGGGUCAUGCUUAUUCAGUCACGGGAUUGAAAGAGGUGGAGUAUCGUGGCCGGCAAGAAGAGCUAAUUCGUAUAAGGAAUCCCUGGGGUCAGGUGGAGUGGACUGGAGCAUGGAGCGAUAGCUCUUCUGAAUGGAAUGAAGUGGAUCCCGAUCAGAGGGAUGAAUUGCAACUGAAGAUGGAAGAUGGUGAAUUCUGGAUGUCUUUUCGAGACUUUAUGCGUGAGUUUUCUAGACUUGAGAUCUGUAAUCUCACCCCAGAUGUUCUGACAAAGGAUGAGACAAAGAAAUGGCACACUACAUUAUUUGAGGGGACCUGGCGACGGGGCAGUACAGCUGGAGGCUGCAGAAACCAUCCAGCUACAUUUUGGAUUAAUCCACAGUUCAAAAUCAAGCUUUUAGAAGAAGAUGAUGACCCCGAGGAUGAUGAAGUGGCUUGCAGCUUCUUAGUGGCCCUGAUGCAAAAACAUCGAAGAAAAGAGCGCCACGUCGGAGGAGACAUGCACACCAUUGGCUUUGCUGUCUAUGAGGUUCCUGAAGAGUCCCAGGGCUGCCAAAGCGUUCAUCUGAAGAAGGACUUCUUUCUAAGGAACCAAUCUCGAGCACGCUCAGAGACCUUUAUCAACUUGCGGGAAGUGAGUAAUCACAUCCGCCUACCACCUGGUGAAUACAUCGUAGUUCCCUCUACCUUUGAGCCUAACAAAGAAGGAGACUUCAUCCUGCGUGUCUUCACAGAGAAACAGUCAGACACAGAGGUGCUUGAUGACGAGAUCUCUGCAGAUCUACCAGAUGAGGAAGAAAUAUCUGAGGAUGAUAUAGAUGAAAAUUUCAGGAACAUGUUCCAGCAGCUUGCAGGAGAGGACAUGGAAAUCAGUGUCUUUGAACUCAGAACUAUUUUGAACAGAGUCAUCGCUAGACACAAAGAUCUGAAGACUGAUGGAUUCAGCAUGGAUUCUUGUCGCAACAUGAUCAAUCUGAUGGAUAAAGAUGGCAGUGCUCGUCUGGGUCUUGUAGAAUUUCAGAUUUUGUGGAACAAAAUCAGGAACUGGCUGAAUGUCUUUCGCCAGCAUGACCUGGAUAAAUCAGGAACUAUGAGCUCUUACGAGAUGCGUCUGGCCAUGGAAUCAGCUGGUUUUAAACUGGACAACAGGUUGCAUCAAGUGAUAGUGGCACGCUAUGCUGAUGAAUCAAUGGGUGUGGACUUCGAUAACUUUGUCUGCUGCUUAGUCAAGCUGGAGACUAUGUUCAGAUUCUUCCGUAGCUUGGAUCCAGAAGGCACUGGGAGUGCUGUGAUGAACCUUGGUGAGUGGCUGACAUUCACAAUGUGCGGCUAAUGCAAUGAUGGAACUUCAUAAAGACGACCUGAUUGGACUGGGCUAUCCCAAGUGCCUUCUGCAUGUCAGAUCUACAGACAUAGGAUAGCCCAUCAACCCUAUCCCUUCUUUGCCAUCCCAUCCAGUCCAGAACCUGCUUUCUUCUUCCUCUUGGCAACAGACGCAACAAUAUCCUGUGAUUUAUGUUCUCUCAGAUUUGGGUGUCAAAGCUUCUUCAGGAAGCAGGCUAUUUCCUGCUGUAAGCAUAGCUUUUGACAACAGUAUUUAGGGACUGGGGGAAAGUGAGUGAGGAGCAUGGAUGCAUGUUUGUUCAUUCAUUGCAUGCGAGUUUUACUGUCUUUAUUGAGCUUAUCAAGAGGGACUGCCUUCAGAGUUAGCAAGAGGCAGGAUUGCCGUUAAAUUGCUUCCCCUGAUAAAUUAGUCUUUCCCUCUUCACUAGCUACAGCUGAUUUUGAUCUUGCAAGAAAGCCUCACUUGCUUUCUCUUUGCUGGGCAGUUCUGCAUCUACUUCGCUUUUUUUCUGAUAAGUUCAGUGGGAAGGUUAGAAGGGGAAUUGUAUCCCUAAUUCAGCUUUCAACACAAUGGUUUCUGAAGUAAUGCGAUGACUCCCUGAAGUGGUGCCAAAGGUUGGUGAAAUCAGGCAUUUGCCAAGACGACUAAGAAACCCCACUGUCACAAAGGGCCACUAUUUUCACUUCUUGAAGGAACCAACAAAGUCAGAGGCAGCGUGGGACAAUGCUCAGCUUACAAACUCUGUUUCUUCCAAGGGAUGGGACUGCCCUGAGAGUCCCUGUAUUUCACGAACUGUACCAGAAACAGAAGUGCUGCAUGUUGAAAUUUCUCUUUGCUCUCCAUUAGAUUAGAAAAGCUAAUCAUCCAAAUCAUUAGAGAGGCUCAGCUAAAUAGGCUGUCCUACUAGGCUUGUACAAAACCUUGGAGAGAAAAUGGUUGGAAGACAUCUUUACCAAUGACCACACUGGAGAGUGUGGCCCCCUCCCCCCAUUCCCUAUGUAAGAGCAAUCUAAAAAAAAAUUAUUAAAGUUUUAAAAACUAAUAUAAAAAUAGUAAAGCAUACUUAAGGGUGUGCUUUCCUAUUAUUUUCUUAUUUAUCUCCACUAAGACUUGGAGAUUUUUAAUGUUGAAAAUACUUUUUUUUUUUU